GUAGGAUAGGUCGUGUUAGGGGGCGAGUAGCUAACAAUAGUGAUUUGUUAAAACCACCCCCUGCUGGUGUAUCUUUCCAGUUGAACAAGGUUCUUAGUUCUAUGAGGAGAGACAAUGUUGGUCUGGUUGUCAAGAAUGAUUCUUUGAUUCUGGAAGUUGCCAAACGUGAAUACCUCAGACUUGGCCACGAUGUUACACAACAUGGCUACAUUCGGAACAAACUACGAGAACUUGGUCGUCUUGUUAUACAACUGAGAAAAAACACCCACCAACCAAAUGCAUCACUGGAAGUAUUCGUGCAUCCCCGCCAUCUGAAUGAUAUCGUCAAGGCUGUUCAUGAUGUCGCCGGCUUCAGUGAAGGAAAACAGAUGUAUCACGUUCCAUCUCUAGCACUCAAGAUUGGACACUCCAUCAAGAGAUGUGCACUCAUACUGCAAGCAAGUGCUUUAGAGUUUAAUCUUAGGCAAAAAGCGGAACAGACCGAACAGUUUAGGCAGUUAUGUGAAAUUAAGUGGCCAGAACUUGUGUCAACCCAUGCCCACAGAACACUGUACCAAGGAAAGCGCAACAAACGUGCUGAUCUCCCCACAAAUGCAGAUGUGGUGAAAAUCUCAUCGUUCCUUCAUGAAACUGGCAACAGGGAAGUGCAGCUCCUACACUCUGCUAAGGGCCAUGAAAUUACACCAGCUUGGAAGAAAUUAAAUGAAGUCACACUGUGCCAUCUCAUUAUCUUCAACCGCAGACGACAGGGGGAAGUAUCCAAAAUGAAACUGGAAGAUUUUCACAAGCGCAGUAGUGCAGCCAUUGUGAAAGGUGAUUGCGUGAUGACUGAUCUUGAACGCCACCUCUGUAAAAUGUUCCAAGUCAUUGAAAUAGUUGGUAAGAGGGGCAGAACUGUUCCUGUGCUUCUUGGUACUGAUGUGAUGGCGUGGUUGAAGGCUCUGGUCGCAAAUAGAAAUGCAGCUGGAGUGGCACAAGACAAUAUAUUCUUAUUCGCACGAAGUUGUUACGGAGGCUCAGGUCAUAUACGAGGAAGCGACUGUCUACGAGCAUAUGCAAAUGAGGCGGGCCUUGAGAAUGCUGGUAGCAUGCGGUCUACAAAGCUUCGUAAACAUGUAGCGACUGUUUCACAAAUUCUGGCCUUGAAUGAACAUCAGCUUGAAACACUUGCAGACUUCAUGGGUCAUGAUUUGCGGGUCCAUCGCGAGUACUACCAGUUGCCAGACACUGUCCAGAGGGUUACCAAACUGUCUAGACUUUUCCUCAGCUUGGAGAGAGGCAACUUGGUUUCGCAACAUGGCAAAUCUUUGGAGGAGUUGCAUGUUACUGGAGAAGGCUUCACCAGCGAUGAGGACAGCAGUGAUUCAGGUGACUCGUGUGACCCAGCUUUGGAGGACAGUGUUGAUGCCAGAAGGCCACCAACCCAAACGGAUCCAGCUCCAAAAGCUCGACAAGUCAAGCGUCGACAAUUCAAGCGACGCCCCUGGACUGCCCAGGAAAAGAAAGACGUAACUGAGGGCUUGCAGAGAUUCAUUUUGCUGAAGAAGAUUCCAGGAAAACGUGACAUUGAAUCAUCCUGUCCUGUGGCAUUGCAGACCAGAACUUGGAAAAACAUUAAGGACUUUUGUAGAAACACGAUGACACUUAAACAAAGUUAAGGUCUCCUGCACCACCAAAGUACAGUCAUAACCUAGAGUGACUCUGUAGGCACAGCCAAAUGAUUAGUCUAGACCUUUGGCCUGCCCCCCCCCCCUCCCCCAAAGAACAAGAAAAUCGUGUACCACCCCCAAAAACAUUUCCCAGAAGGCCAGUAUACACAUUCACAUUAGUGAACCGCAAGAAAAAGGAUUCAUGUGUUAUGUCCUCACAUCGAUAGGUACCAUUCGACUUUUGGCAAUGUCCUCCAUUGGAUAGUAUUAAAAGUAUGUCCUCAAUCUGCAGUGUACACAUGUAUUGGUGUGUGU
Messenger RNA from Asterias rubens (European starfish), 1964 nucleotides. RefSeq lists its product as uncharacterized. The transcript has 3 exons. The record is from RefSeq and is a predicted model, not a curated record. Gene Ontology annotation, molecular function: DNA binding. The coding region runs from base 102 to 1658 and encodes 518 amino acids. Lineage: Eukaryota; Metazoa; Echinodermata; Asteroidea; Forcipulatida; Asteriidae. Gene Ontology annotation, biological process: DNA recombination; DNA integration.